CGCGGCCGCGGGCGGGGCAAACUGGUCGCUCCCUCCUCCCUCGGGGAGCUGUUGGACCUGUUGUCCCCCCCCUCCACUUCCGGGAUGCUGGGGAGGGGGACAGAGCAGCUUCUCUCUCCUCCCUCUUCCCCAGCCACCUGUCCCGCAGACUGAAAAGGCAGCGCCCAGAGCGCAGAGCGCAGAGCGACCAAGCCCGCCGAAGCCUGAGCCGGUCCCGCCUCCUGGAGCUCUUUCCGAGCGCCCGAGCGCUCGGGAGCCUCCUGGGCCGCAUCCUCACGCUGCCAGGCCACGCCCCCGGAACUCGGGCCCGCCCACUCCGCUGGAGCACCGAGCGGCCAUGGGGACGCCGAGCGGCCGGGACGAGGGGUGCCAGCCGCCUCCGGUCCCGGAGGGCGACGCGGAGGUCCCGCCCCAAGGGGCUGCGCAGCCCCAGGUGCACCCCGAGGACCCCCACGAGCCGGAGGCGCCCGAGGCCCCGGAGGAGCCCCAGGGAGUGAAGGAGCUUCCGAGCGGCCGAGGAGCUGAGCAGCAGGCUGAGGAAGAGGAAGAAGUGGAAGAAGGCAGCAGCACGGAGAGCAGCCGCGACGCGCGGGAGGCUCGGUCCCCGGCACAGACCCCGGCCACGCCCCCCGCAUCCACCCAGCCUGGGGAGGGGGUGCGAGGGGCGGCGCGGCGGCUUCGAGAGCAGCAGCUGGAGGCACUGACCCGCGUGGCCGUGAUGGAGCAGCGAGUGAAGGAACUACAGCGCCAGAGGAAGGAGCUGAGGAUCGAGAUGGAGGUGGAAGUGGCCCUUCUGCGGGGCGAGCUGGCUGGGGAGCGGGUGGCUGCCCGGCGCGAGGAAGAGCAGCUCCGGGAGCUGCUGGAACAGCAGGGGGACACGAAGCGGGGCAACCACGAGCAGCAGGAACAGCAACAGAGGCGGCUGAGCCAGGAGCGGGAUCGAGUGGAGGGUCUUCGCCAAAGACUCCAGGAGGCCCAGGGACAGCUCGACUCCCAGCCGGAGGACCAGCGAGAGCGGCUCCUGCAGGGAGUGCAAGAGGAUCCAGGCCUCCAGUGUUUGCAUUCCCACCCACAGAUGAGGGAACAGCUAGAUGUGGCCCAGUGUGCCUACGAGGACCUCGAGUUCCAGCAGCUGGAGCAGGAGAGCAGGCGGGAGGAGGAGGACCGGGACAGCCCUGGGGCCCGGGCACUGGACCCCAAGGUCCGGGAACUCCAGGCCAGUGUGGCACAGCACAGGCACCGGAUCCAGGUCUUAGAGGAGCAGCUCAAGUCGCUGGGGGGGCAGAUGGCGGCUGAGAGCAGGGGGCUGAGCCGGAAGAAGGACGAGGCCCUUCAGGCCCUGACGCAGGAACGGAGCCGCCUGCUCGAGCUUAAUUGCCUCCAAGGAACCCCAGGUGGAGACUUCUCUGAGUCCAACCGGGCCCUCACAAAGCUCCUGUUCACCCAGAAGACGGACCGCCAGCUGCUGGUGCUCCAGGACCCCACCACCCACACUGCCUCUAACACUUCCUCCUGCCUCUUCUCGGUCCACAGCUCCCUGCAGGGCUCCAUCGGCCUCCAGAGGACUGGAAGCCUGCCCCGGAAGAGGGGAGAGAGAGCGAGCCAGAGGGGAUCCCCCCGACCUCUGUCCCUCCACUACACUGGACCCCUCGAGUCCUCGGCCCUCCCACCAGCAUCAGGAGACUCUGGAAGACACCCGCUCUAUCAGCUGCUGAACGGUGGCCCUGGGAAUAGGUCUCUGUUCCCUCCUCCCAGCUGUGGGGCCCUCCAUCCAGACAUCGCCCGCAUGGAGCGGCUCCUGCAGCAGGCUGUGGCAGAGAGGGAGCGACUGAUCAAGGCCAGGGAAGGGAUGAGAAGAAGCAAAGAAGGUUCCUCGGGCCUUGCUGUACCUGCCAUCAUGAUUUUUAUUUAUUUUUAGUAAUCUCUACACCCACCGUGGGGCUCAAACUCACGAUCCCAAGAACAAGAGUCGCAGAGACGCACACUCCACCAACUGAGCCAGCUGGGCUCCCCAGUGAUUAUCAGUCUCGAAUCUUGUCUCAGUUGCCAACUUUGUUGUACUGAUCCCUCACCUACUUCCCACCGUGCACUGGAAUAUUUUAAAGCAGAUUCCACAUAUUGUAUCAUUUCCUCCAUACCUCACCUGUGUAUCUCCGAUAGAGAAGUUUUCUGUUUAACGUAACAAAAGUGCCAUUGCCAUACUUUAGGAGAUGAUUAAUAAUUCUGUUACAUCCUAAUAUGUGAUCCACAUUCACAUCUCCCUAAUUAUCUCUGAAAUGUCUUUUUAUGGUUGGUUAUUUGAAUCUGGAUCCAAGAAAGUCCACAUAAUGCAUUUAAAAUGUCUUCUAAAUCUCUGAGAUGAAGAGUCCUCCCUCCCUACUUUAAAAAAAAAAAAAUGCCAUUUAUUUGUGGGGGAAAAAAAUUGAGUCAUUUAUCCUGCAGAGUUUUGCACAUUCUGGAUUUAGCUGACUGCUCCUUAUUAAAAUUUUAUUUUUACCCCUGCUAAUAGCAUGAAUACAUUUUUUUUUUAAAGAUUUUAUUUAUUCAUUCAUGAGAGACAGAGAGAGAGGCAGAGGCAGAGGGAGAAGCAGGGUCCCCGCGGAGCAGGGAGCCCAAUGUGGGACUCGAUCCCAGGACGCCGAGAUCAUGACCUGAGCCGAAGGCAGACGCCCAACCGACUGAGCCACCCAGGCAUCCCGCAUGAAUACAUUUUUGUUAUAACAAAUGCUACUGAAUUUGGGGAAGCAAGGGUCUCCCCAUUGUACUUCAGGAGGCACAAGUGUUUCCUCUUGUUGAAAAGGCUUCAAAUCUUUUUUUUUUUGUAAAUAUUUUAUUUAUUUUAUUAGAGAGAGAGAGAGCACGAAAGGGGGAGGAGCAGAGGCAGAGGGAGAAGCAGACUCCCCACUGAGCAGGGAGCCCAACGCAGGGACCCCAACGCAGGGACUCGAUCCCAGGACCUUGAGAUCAUGACCUGAGGCGAAGGCAGACGCUUAACGACUGAGCCCCCCAGGCGCCCCCUUCGAAUCUUUUUGAAUACUUUUCCACAUACACUGAUCAAACCCUUUUUUGUGAAUUUAUUUUUCCCGUAAGCCAGCACAUUGUUCUCAAUCUGCUUUUUGUUUUCUCAACCAUCUGUCCUUUUCUUCUUCUUCUUCUUCUUCUUCUUCUUCUUCUUCUUAUUUUAAUGUUUCCUUUAUUGAGUGCCUACUGUGUGGCAGGCCUAGGGUCACAACAGUGACCCGAAUAGCAAUCCCUGCCCUGGGGGAAGCUGGCAUUUAGAGGCAGAUGGACAGAAAAAGCAGCUUCAGUAAGUGAAAUUUUAAGUAGCCUGUCAGGUGCUGAUAAGCAGCAGGGAGUAAAAUAAAGCAGGCAGGGCAGUGGAGCCUUCCGGGCUGCCAGGCAUAAGCUCUACCUCAUUAAAAAUGAAGCACUCCUGCUCUGGAGCAUCAUCACUUAUUAAACAGCCCCCUGCUCUGUCCGCCCCCGCCCCCGCCCCCACCCCCAUUUCACCCCAAGCUGUUUUCUUCUGCGCACGCGCAAGUGUUUCUCUGGGAUUCGCACCUAGAAGCGCCGUCCCGGGAUUGGAGAGCCUGACCUCGAGCUCGUCCUUGAAAACAGUCUUGUGAGGAGGGUACUGUGAUAGCCCCCGAAUUUCAGCGACGGGGAAACUGAGGCUCCGAGAGGGGCAGGGGUUCCGUGGGGGUGACAUGGUGGGCGACGGUGGAGUCGAGAGUCCCGAGCCCACCGGCUCUCCUGGAUUGAAGCCCCCGUCCUGCCACGUCCUACCUGGGUGACCUUGGUGAGCCACUGCCUCUCUAGAAGCCUCAGUUGCCUCACCUGGCAAAUGGGGACAAGAGAUAGGGGUUUUUUUGUUUGUUUUUGUUUUGGGAGAGGAAAGGAGGUGAUCACUGUGAUCACUUGGCACAGUGCCCAACAGGGAGUGGGACCUUUCAUACACAUUGGUGAUCCUUAGUGUAACUUUUUAAUUUGGCCACAGGACCCACAGACGAUUCCAGGCCCCAGUGGGUGCCCUUUUAACUGCUAACUGCUCCUUCCCCUCCUACGCAUCUCCCCUCUGCCUAGCUCUUCCCAUCUCCAUCCAGUGAGUCUCCUCUCUGUUUCUCAUCCCUCCUUACCCUGCCCUCGCCUCUGUUUUCUCAACUCAUUUUCUCAGCCCUUGAUACCCGAGGUGUGGUCCGUGGACCAGCAGCAUUGGUGGCCUGGGAGCUUGUUGGACCUGCACAACCUCCCCCCAACCCCUGGCUGAACCCGAGGCUGCAUUUUAACAAAAUCCCUUGUGGGUCUGCCUGUUCGCUCAAGUCUGAGGCACACUGCUCUGAGCCUCAGUGUGACCAUGGGGAUCAUUACCGUUCUUUGCAGGGAUCAGAACAGGUACAAUCAGGCUGGGCCUCGUACACACUAGACACUUUCAUUGCCUUGGUUCUCCCCUUUCUGGCCUGAGAUGACACUCUGCUGGCGAGUCCUGGCUUGGUCAGCUCUCGCUAUGUGACUUGGGCCUAGUGACUUAACCUCUCUGAGUCUUGCUUUCCACAUCUGUAAAAUGGGGGUAAUGAUGUACUUACCUCCCCCCUCCACUUUUUUUUUUUUAACUUACCUCCCAAGAGAGUUUGAGAGGGCAGAGGGAUUAUACCUAUAAAGUGCUUAGCACAGGAAAUAAUCGCUGAUUUCAUCACAACAAGAAUAACAACAACAGUAAUGGAAACCACUCUCAUGUAGGGAUCACUUACUUGGUCCCUGUUUCACAGUAUAUGAGGGUCCCACUGGGCUCCCUCACUUCUCUGCCAUACCUCUUGUGCUUCAGGGUGAGCUCUGGGGGCAGGAAGACCUGGGUUUGGGUUUCAGCUCUACCCCGUAGAAGCUCUAGGUGACCUCGGGUGGAUCAUUUUACCUUUUUUUUUUUUUUUAAACGAUUUUAUUUAUUUAUUUAAUUGACAGAGAGAGAGAGACAGCGUGAGAGGGAACACAAGCAGGGGGAGUGGGAGACGGAGAAGCAGGCUUCCAGCUGAACAGGGAGCCCGAUGCGGGGUUCGAUCCCAGAACUCUGGGAUCAUGACCUGAGCCGAAAGCAGUAGCUUAACCAACUGAGCCACCCAGGCGCCCCUCAUUUUACCUUCUUGUACCUCAGUUUGUUCAUCUGUAAAAUGGGGCUCCAGUAGCCCUGUCCCAGGGGCAAUCAUGGGGAGUCAAGUUGUUGCUGCUAGUAAGACGGGGGCAGGGUGUCCUAGUCACUGAAUGGAGCUGCCAGAAUCAUUCUCAUGAUUGGCAUUGUUGAUAUGGCUGGUUAAAGGCUGUGGCCGGCCUUACAGGGGAACAGGGGAGCAGGACCCCCCACCCCGGCUGCUGGACCACCCCCUCCGUGACCCUUUGAUGUCAGCUGCCCCCUUCUC
Messenger RNA from Mirounga angustirostris (Northern elephant seal), 5408 nucleotides. It is a transcript of the gene PHLDB3, whose product is annotated as pleckstrin homology like domain family B member 3. Lineage: Eukaryota; Metazoa; Chordata; Mammalia; Carnivora; Phocidae. The record is from RefSeq and is a predicted model, not a curated record. The transcript has 14 exons. The coding region runs from base 338 to 1918 and encodes 526 amino acids.